AUAUUUAGCUUCUUCUAUCGAUCUUUGCAGUAGACAGGCUCAUGCGGCCCCGAAACUUGGAUAAGUAUUUUCUCUGCAGUGUCUGGUGCACUUUAGGUGAAUGUACAGGGAUAUUUAUAUGAUUGUGACCAGAUCUUUCAUCCAAACCACGAGGUCUUCCAAGUUCCAGAUUAAAAUGUUUCAGUAACUUGGGAUUUCUGAGAUACUGCAAUCUGAGAUCUUUAAAUCUCUACUUUUUUCUCCACCUUAAUAUAUAAUCAGCGAAAAGCUUCAUCUGGUGCUCAAGAUGGCUUCUUCGCCCUCCUCCCCCUAUCGAAGCUCUGACAGUGAAGAAGGAACUCCUAAGCCUCACAGACGACCACGACAUGAUGUGUUCUUUUCCACUAUUAGUGACACGGAGCUUAAAUCCAUCAAAAUCGGAGAGAGCACUCCAAUAACUUCGACUAAGGAAGGCCUUGAAGAAGUUCAAAAAGAAUCUCCGAAGGAGAUAAAAGAAGUUUUAGUUGCAAAGGAAGUGGAAGAUAUUGAGGCACAACCAUCGACGCUCCAAGAUUGGAAUCAGCAAAAUCGUCUGCUCAUAGCCGAUGGAACAAUCGUAAACCACGAUAUUAUGUUUGACGGCGACGUCUACAUCGAAGAUGGAAUCGUUAAAGAAGUGGGAACCGAUCUCAGUGUUCCAGAAGGAACCAGAACUAUUAACGCUAAAGGAAAACUUGUCAUCCCAGGCGGAAUCGACACUCAAACUAACCUCGAGAUGAAUUUUAUGGGAGCGAGAUCUAUGGAUGAUUUCUAUUCUGGGACAAAAGCAGCUUUAGCAGGAGGAACCACCAUGAUUAUGGAUUUUGUGAUGGAGUCUAGUUCGUCGCUUCUCCAGUCCUACGAGAUCAGGAGAGCAGUGGCUGAUAAAAAGGUCUGUUGUGACUACGCCUUACACAUCGUAUUACCUGAAUGGACUGAGAAAACUGAAGAAGAAAUGGAAGUAUUAGUAAAAGAGAAAGGAAUAAAUUCGUUCAAGGCUUUUAUGACUUACAAAGACCAGUACAUGCUACGAGAUGGUGAACUUCUACAGAUGCUCCACGCAUGCAAGAACUUAGGAGCGGUAGCAAUGGUGCAUGCCGAAAAUGGAGACAUAAUUGCCGAAAAUGAGAAGAGAAUGUUAAACAUGGGUGUCACUGGCCCUGAAGGACAUAUCUAUAGCAGACCUGAAGAGGUUGAGGCUGAGGCUACUUUCCGUGCAUCUGUGCUGGCAAAUCAAGUCAAUUGUCCACUCUUUAUCCAACACGUUAUGAGCAGGAGUGCUGCCAAAGUUAUUGCCAAAAGAAGAGGAGAAGGAUGUCUCUUAUAUGCUGACACUGUAGCCGCUGCACUCGGCACUGACGGUUCACAUCAUCUAAACGCUUGUUGGCGUCAUGCCGCCGGUCAUGUGACAGUUCCCCCCCUUUGCACAGACCCGUCCACUCCAGUGGGUUUGAUGAACUUAUUGGGAAGCGGAGAUCUCCAAGUCACUGCCAGUAACCACUGCACCUUCUCAGCCAAUCAGAAGGCUCUUGGUCAGAAUGAUUUUACAAUGAUUCCUCACGGAGUAAACGGGAUAGAGGAGAGAAUGUCAGUUGUGUGGGAAAAGGGUGUGGUGAUGGGAAUAUUGGAUCCGUGCAGGUUUGUGGCUGUAACCAGUACUAAUGCAGCUAAAAUAUUCAACAUCUACCCACGGAAAGGCCGAAUCCAGGUUGGAUCAGAUGCAGAUAUUGUUGUUUGGAAUCCAGAGCAAACACGUACUAUCUCUGUCAAAACUCACCACUCUCAAGCAGACUUUAAUAUAUUUGAAGGAAUGGAAUGUCAUGGAGUGGCCGAUAUUGUGAUAGCUGGUGGAAGGGUUGUUGUGGAUCAGGGUCAGUUGCAAGUGACAAAGGGAGAGGGAAGGUUUAUUGACACACCACCAUUUUGUCCAUACAUCUUCUCUUGUGUACGAGCAAAGGAUAAGGCAUGUCAGCCUUUCAAAGUUGAAAGAGAACCAUAUGAAAGUGUUGCCGUUGAAGGUGACCUUGAAGGAGAGACUGUAGAUGAAGCUGUCGAGGUAACGGAGAUAAUAUCCCAAUCUUCUGAAUUUUACUCCCGUCCUCCUACCCGAAGUGGGGGUCGUAACUUGCAGGACUCAACCUUCAGUCUUUCUGGAGCACAGAUUGAUGACGACAAAGAUAUCAGACUGAGUGGAAAACGAAUUCAAAACCCACCAGGAGGAAAAUCAGCAGGGCUUUGGUAGAAGUAGUUGUGCUUACUUGCUAUUAUAGUAUUAUGUCAAUGUCGGCUUUAUAUUAUCAGCUGUGAACACGCAAGUAAAUGUCAGCCCUAAAA
Messenger RNA from Limulus polyphemus (Atlantic horseshoe crab), 2352 nucleotides. Its product is annotated as dihydropyrimidinase-like. Gene Ontology annotation, molecular function: dihydropyrimidinase activity. The coding region runs from base 287 to 2260 and encodes 657 amino acids. The record is from RefSeq and is a predicted model, not a curated record. NCBI's taxonomy places the organism in Eukaryota, Metazoa, Arthropoda, Merostomata, Xiphosura, Limulidae. Gene Ontology annotation, cellular component: cytosol; cytoplasm. Gene Ontology annotation, biological process: pyrimidine nucleobase catabolic process. The transcript is spliced from 16 exons.